AUGCCUUGAAAUGACUACUUACUAGCUCGCCGUGCAUGCAAGUGAUAAAUCUGUUUACUAUACUUGCGUUGCUUCCACUUGCUCAGUACCGGGAUAGUUGCAAGCUUGCGUAAGGGGGAGGUGCUGUGGCUUGCCAGCCGGAAACCCGCCUGGACUGGAUCGGAUCGAAUUGCGCCGCGCGCCGCUGGCACGUUCCUCGCACCGUGUAGUAAGUAGCACGUCGAGUAUCAUACUUGCACACGGUCACCACUCUAGCGAAGACGCGGAGCAACCUUUGAAUGGCCUUUUCGAGGCAGUCCUGUGCUAUACUGAUUGUUUUCGAAGGAAGACACUUUGCAGCCUGUAGCUAGCUUUCCGUUGCAAUUUCGCGGCCAGCAAGGAGCCAACACCAUGUCUGAAUCCGGUCGUAGAUUCUCGAUCGUGACUGGGUUUUUCGUGCAAGACGACCCUCAUGCAAUACCGGCGACGAUCGGCGCCCUGCCGCCCCGCUUCGGCCUCGUAGAUGACUCGCCGGACUGCUGGCCGAAGUUCAAGCAUCGCGUUACUGAUCUAAACAAGACCGCACCUCAGGGUACGACGUACAAGGUCUUCUUUCUUGGAAGGCACGGGCAAGGAUGGCACAACGUCGCUGAAGCGAAGUAUGGCACUCAAGCUUGGGACGAUUACUUCUCAAAGCUAUACGGCGACUCGCAGAUGACAUGGGGUCCGGAUCCCCUACUUACGGCCUUGGGCGUUCAGCAAGCAGAAACAGCGCGGACAGCUUGGCUCAAGGAGAUCCCGAACGGGAUGCCUACCCCGGAGCGGUGCUACGCAAGUCCAUUGCACAGGGCCCUAAGUACUUGGCAAAUAACAUUCGCAAGCGAUGAGACAUUCCCUCAACAAACACGCAGAGUCAUGAUCCUUGAGAACUUGCGUGAGGAGCAUGGUGUACAUACCUGCGACAUGCGCGAUACUCGUUCUAUGAUUGCACGCAACUUCCCGCCGCUCACGUACGACUUCGAGCCUGGAUUCGUCGAGGAGGACCUUGUCUGGCAAGCGGAUGUCAGAGAGACUAAGGAUCAUAUAAAGGCGAGGGCGCAAUCAGUACUGUAUAGGAUAUUCGACGAAGCUGCAGAGACCUACAUCUCGAUCACUGCCCAUGGUGGUAUCAUAAAUGGAAUCCUGGCAGCGAUGGGACGUGCUGCGUAUUCUCUACCAACAGGAGGUGUCCUACCACUGGUCAUUCGUAGCGAGAUUUCAUGAUUCAAAUAAUGAGCCUCAGCAAGUCGGUUCCGCGGGAUGGAAUCCUGGAUUGGGAUGGCAGGGUGUCGGCCGGGUAGUUUUAGCGAUUAGUGUGCAAAAUGCAUGACAUAUGUAGAACGGGGCCACUGUACGCUUUGACGGCAGACAAUGGACGUGAGGGUGGGCAAAUGGAUGAGGACGCUUUGACUUAGGAGUGAUGGUGAAACGAGGAGGAGAUGAGCCGCGGCCGCGCCGGAUUA
Rhodofomes roseus is the source of this 1481-nucleotide messenger RNA. Its product is annotated as phosphoglycerate mutase-like protein. Gene Ontology annotation, cellular component: cytoplasm. The record is from RefSeq and is a predicted model, not a curated record. Lineage: Eukaryota; Fungi; Basidiomycota; Agaricomycetes; Polyporales; Fomitopsidaceae. The transcript is spliced from 9 exons. Gene Ontology annotation, molecular function: phosphatase activity. The coding region runs from base 391 to 1242 and encodes 283 amino acids.